UUGUUCACCCUCAACUCCCAAACUUCUCUCCUCCUCAAUCUCAUUCCAAACCCUCUCUCUCUCUCUCUCUCUCUCUUUCUGUCUUUCUCUUCAGUUUCAUUCUCCCCUUCCUAGGCUAUAAAUUUUGAUGGUGUAAUGAUGUAGAUAGAGAAUUAAAAAGAGAUCAUAGUCAGAAGGAAAUUAGUGACUUCUUUUCUUGUUGUGUGUUUUGGUGUUUGCUUGGUUGUGAAAUUGGAAUCGUUUGAUGGGUGAAGAGGGAGAACAAGUGUUAAGAAAGAAGGGACACAUAGGAGUUGGUGGAGAUAAUUGGUUGCAUGAUAGCUGCUUAAAGUAUUGUGCAAAUUGGCGCUGUUUAAUACACCACUAUUCUUGUUCAAUGGUUCCCUUUAAGUGAAAAACCUUGUCCUCUCAGCUUUUCUUGAGAUCUUGAUACUCAUUCACUAACAAUAAAAGGGAUCAAAUUUUAAGGACACUUGAUCUAAUAAGAUCCGUGCUUUAGUACUCAUGAAGAGACUUGGCAGUUCCGAUUCUUUGGGUGCUCUAAUGACAAAUUGUCCACAAACAGACGAACACAGUCCGAGGAACAACCACGUGUAUGGCAGGGAGUUCCAAUCCAUGUUGGAAGGACUGGAUGAGGAAGGGUGUAUUGAAGAAUCAGGGCAUCACGUUGAGAAGAAACGACGACUAAGUGUGGAUCAGGUCAAGGCUUUGGAGAAGAACUUCGAGGUAGAAAACAAGCUCGAACCAGACAGGAAAGUGAAGCUUGCCCAAGAACUUGGCUUGCAGCCAAGACAAGUAGCUGUUUGGUUCCAAAACCGUCGAGCUAGAUGGAAAACCAAGCAAUUGGAGAGAGAUUAUGGCGUUCUCAAAGCCAACUACGAAGCACUUAAACAUAACUUUGACACCCUCCAACAGGACAACGAAUCCUUACUCAAAGAGAUUAAUGAAUUGAAAUCAAGGCUGCAAGAAGAAAACACUGAAAGCGAUGUUUCAGUGAAGGAAGAGAUGAUAACCCUGCACGAAGACUCAGAAUAUAAAAUGAUUGAACGGAGUAACCCAUCUCAUGAAACAGCCAUUAAUCCUGGAUCCGAUUCCAAGGACUUGAAUUUUGGUUGCUUCAACAACAAUGAUGGGGUAGGAGCCGUUAACUCUUCGCUCUUCCCUGCUACAGAGUUCAAAGACGGUUCUUCCGAUAGUGACUCAAGCGCAAUCUUGAACGAAGAGAAUAAUAAUAGCCCCAACGCGGCCAUUUCUUCAUCUGGGGUUCUUCAAAGUCACAACCUUUUGAUGUCUCCUGGGUCGUCUUCAAUACUCAAGUUCAAUUGUUCUUCCUCAUCCUCGCCAUCUUCCAUGAAUUGCUUCCAGUUCCAGAAACAGUACCAGACACAGUACGUGAAGAUGGAAGAGAACAAUUUCCUCAGCGACGAGGCCUGCAAUUUCUUCUCAGAUGAACAAGCACCGACCUUGCACUGGUACUGUUCGGAAGAGUGGAGUUGAGAGAAUAAAAGGAAAAGAAGAAGAAGAAAACCAAGUUCAUGAGUUUUAUUAGAGAGCAGGGAAUAGAAAAAAUAAGACAUUUGCACGGUAUAUAGGUAAUGGAGAGAGAGAUGGAGAUAUGUUUGUAAAAAUGGAUCAAUGAAAUCGAUUGCCUUGGGCUUGUUGGGGACGCCAACAUAGCAUGGUGAAGAAGAAGACGAGAACCAAGUUGAAGAGAUUGUGAGAGUUGAGAGAGAGAGAGAGUGAGUGAGUGAGAGAAAGGUUGAUGACGAUCAAGGCUAAUCAUGACUUUCUCAGCCGUGCGGUGAAGAAGUAAUUUAUGAAUAAUGAUUAUUAGGUCGUAAUGAAAUCUAUGCUGUAAAAAUUUUGGAUUUGAUGGCUAGAAGAAAAUUACUUUUCUAAUGGAUCCAUAAUUGCCUCGUGCUUCCACUUUU
Molecule: messenger RNA, 1931 nt
Organism: Gastrolobium bilobum
Lineage: Eukaryota; Viridiplantae; Streptophyta; Magnoliopsida; Fabales; Fabaceae
Product: homeobox-leucine zipper protein ATHB-6
Exons: 3
Coding region: 505-1497 (330 amino acids)
Biological process (GO): positive regulation of DNA-templated transcription
Cellular component (GO): nucleus
Molecular function (GO): DNA-binding transcription factor activity, RNA polymerase II-specific; sequence-specific DNA binding
Source: RefSeq, a predicted model, not a curated record